AUAGGCUAAGUAGCAGAUCAGAUAAAAAAAAAAGAGCCAAUGGAAUUAAAGGUAAAUCAAUUUAAGUAUUUAAUCUGAAGAAAAAUGAGAGGAAAAAGAUUGGGAAGAAACAAAUAGAACCUCGAGCCUAGCCAGCCGCGGUGUUGUGCUGUGGGGAAGAGAGACAGAUCUGUAAACCCCGGAGCCAGGUUCUGCCGAUCCGACGCCCCUGCUGUGCAGAGACCCUGAGUGAAGCCACCAUCACCAUGUCUGACCAGGAGGCAAAACCUUCAACUGAGGACUUGAGGGAUGAGAAGGAAGGAGAAUACAUUAAACUCAGAGUCAUUGGACAGGAUGGCAGUGCGAUUCGCUUCAAAGUGAAAAUGACAACACAUCUCAAGAAACUCAAAGAAUCAUACUGUCCAAGAGAGGGAGUUCCAGUGAAUUCACUCAGGUUUCUCUUUGCAGGUCCGAGAAUUGCUGAUAAUCAUGCUCCAAAAGAAGUGGGAAUGGAGGAGGAAGAUGUGAUUGGAGUUUAUCAGAAACAAACGGGGUCAUCCAAUGAUUUAGAUAUUCUUUUUAUUUUUUUCUUUACCCUCAAUCCUUUUUUAUUUUUAAAAAUAGUUCUUUUGUAAUGUGGUGUUCAAAACGGAAAUGAAAACUGGCACCCCAUCUCUUUAAAACAUCUGGUAAUUUGAAGUCUAGUGCCCAUUAUUCAUGAUCACUUGUUUUCAUUGUGCUGAUUUUUGGUGAUCAAACCUCAGCCCCCUUCAUAUCGCACUCUCCUGUUUAAAAAAAUUACAUGUGUGCACAGAGAGGCCACCACCUUUUCCAGGACUGUGCAUUUUCAGGCUUGUGAUAAAUAAGGUUGACCAAUGCGAGUGUUCGUAAUGACUUUCCAACCGGCCCUGAAGUUCUAGUAUGUGAUUGCUUCACUCCUGGACUAUGACUUUCAGUGGGAGAUGGAAGUUUUUCAGAGAAGUGAACUGUGGAAAAAUGACUUUUCCUUAACUUGAAGUUUCUUUUAAAAUUUGAGGGUCUUGACCAAAAGAAGAGAAAUAGCAAGCUGGAGUCGAGAUGACAGAGAUCGCGGGAGUAACGACUAACUCCAAAGACAGCUUCACUGAAGAGAAAGCAUUUUAAGAUAAAAGUCUUGUCAGAAGAUCCCAGAAAAGUUCUAAUUUUCAUUAGCAGUUAAUAAAGUUAUUCAUGCAGAAGUGUGUUCAACAGAACACUGUUCUUUUUUAUUUUAUUUGUACUUUUUGGCCUGAGAUAUGGGUUUUAAAUGGACAUUGUCUGGACCAGCUUCUUUAAAAUAAACAAAAUAUUUGUAAAAACGGU
This is a messenger RNA of Herpailurus yagouaroundi (jaguarundi), 1320 nucleotides long. RefSeq names its product small ubiquitin-related modifier 1-like. The transcript has a single exon. Lineage: Eukaryota; Metazoa; Chordata; Mammalia; Carnivora; Felidae. Gene Ontology annotation, molecular function: protein binding. The record is from RefSeq and is a predicted model, not a curated record. The coding region runs from base 246 to 614 and encodes 122 amino acids.